CCCAACUUAUCUCUUUGCAUACCAACUCAUUUCUGAUGCAUAUAUGUGCAUUUGACGUUUGUUUAUAUGGCUACUUGAAGUCGUAAGAUUUGUAACCACUAUUUGUAUCAAAAUGUAUAAAGGUGGAAGACCAAAAAGUAAAUUAUGGGAUGAAACAAAUGGACAAGAUGGAUGUUUAUAACCUAGCGGAUACAGCAUGCUCUACGUCUGUUUUGUCUGCCAUAUGUGAUACAAUUUCUCUUGGUUUUCUACGUUUUCUACGUAUAUUCAGCGGAAAAAUGCCACCGUCUUGUUCAAAUAAAUAUUGUACGUAUGUGAAGCCGAUUUAUGUGAUGGAAGAAAAAAGUUUAAAAGAAACCAUGGUACCCAGUCAAUUGAUCAUAUGUCUUGUCUUCGUUUCUGGAGCUGCAUUUGCUGUCAUCGGUGCGUUUUUGUCACUGUAUUUACGAAAAGAGAUCUUGGAUUUCACAGGUAAAGAGGUUCGACAUACAUUUGCUCCUUUACCUGAUCAGAAUUAUUUAAACAUUUAUGACGACAGGAUAUUGAGUAUCACUGUGUCAACUUCUGAGGUACAAGAAGUUCAACAGACAAAUGAUGCAGGAUUAGAAGCAGAAGCUUUGACCUCGUUGCAUUUGGCUCUAGAAAUGAAAUUGUCUGGCAAGAAAAACAAAGCGAUUAAGUUAUAUCGACAUGCAGUGGCAUUAGCUCCUAAUCAUCCAGAUGUUUUAAAUUGUUACGGUGAAUUUCUUGAACAUACUCAAAAAGAUGUUAUAAAGGCUGACGAAUUUUAUGUUCGUGCAUUGACACACGAACCAAAUCACGAAGGGGCAUUAGUCAAUAGACAGAGAACAGCUCGUGUAGUCGAAGAACUUGAUAGAAGAAUGUUAAGAAGAAUCGAUGAAAAACGUGAUGCCUUGUCUGUCAUACCUGAUAACGAUGCUGCUUUAAUUCGAGCUAAAAAGGAGGCUUAUUUUCAACAUAUUUAUCAUACGGUUGGUAUCGAAGGUAAUACCAUGAACUUAGCACAAACUAGAGCUAUUGUCGAAACGAGAACAGCUGUUGCGGGAAAGAGCAUUGAUGAACAUAAUGAGAUCCUAGGUUUGGAUUCUGCCAUGAAAUACAUUAAUGCUACUCUGGUUAAUAGAAUGGGUGCAAUUUCUAUAAAGGACAUUAUUGAGAUACAUCGACGUGUGUUGGGACAUGUGGAUCCCAUACAAAGUGGACAUUUUAGGCGUGCCCAGGUUUAUGUAGGAGGUCACAUACCACCAGGACCUGGUGAUAUUCAUUACCUUAUGGAAGAAUUUGCAUUGUGGCUGAACAGUGAAAAUGCUAUUAGGAUGCACCCUGUUAGAUAUGCAGCAUUGGCUCAUUAUAAAUUGGUCCACAUUCAUCCAUUUUCCGAUGGAAAUGGUAGAACAUCCCGACUACUAAUGAAUAUGAUUCUCAUGCAAGCUGGUUACCCUCCAGUGAUUAUUCACAAACAACAUCGGCACAGAUAUUAUGAGAAUUUACGAAUAGCAAACGCUGGUGAUGUACGACCAUUUGUCAGAUUCAUCGCUGAGUGUACGGAGCAGACAUUGGAUCUGUUCCUUUGGGCCACUAGUGAAUUUUCGAAACAAGUCCCUGCCUUGGGUCAAGAAUCACUAAUGCCAGAUAAUCACAAUACUAUUGUAGUGGACGAAGAAGGAAGUAAUGAUUUUGAGAAUGAUUAAACAAAUUUUCAAAACUUGCUGCCACCAAUUGAAGUCGCAACCAGGCUGAAUAGUUUAUCCGAUCAUACCGAUCAUGCAGUUAAGAAUUCUACUAUGUGAUUCAAUGCAAUUGACUCAAGUCUGUCAGGUUACUCAGGAACUUGUACUGUCAGGAAGUCAUUGCAUGUAGACAAAAUUGUCUAAAAAUCAAUAAUCUACGAACACUGUGAGAAAAACUGCGAUUACUGAAAAUUAUACUUGAAUUUUUGAACUAAUAACAAGUGUUCAGUGUAUUGACGCACACAAACAAUUCAUGCAGUGCUGUUGCAUGUACAUGAAAGAUGUACUUUUAACCGAAGCUACGUUUGAAGAUCUCGUUUGGGAAGAAAACCAAAGAGUGAGCUUUUGGAAUGCUGGAAAAGUGACCGUUAGUGUAGUUAUUUUUAAAUCUAGAGAUUGAAUCUCGCAUUGUUGCAGGCAGUGUUAAGUGCUCUAUCGCCGAAGACAAAGGUGCCGAAUUAAAGUAUGUGACUUCCAUUUCAUAUCGAUAUUUAGUGUUAUAAAUUCCAAGUCCCUCUUUGAAACUGUGAUAUCAUGCAUACUUAUUAUUUAUUCACAUACAUUAGUAAAAAUAACGUAUUGAGCUCAAUACGUGUGAAUGAAACAAGCUCAUACAGUGCAGUGCAGACUUGCUGGUCGAGUUGGCACGACACGUGAAAGCUAAUGGAAAUGAAUGAAACGUUAAAAAUAAAGUUUUCUGCAAUACCAAAAUAAA
Messenger RNA from Orussus abietinus, 2466 nucleotides. It is a transcript of the gene Fic, whose product is annotated as adenosine monophosphate-protein transferase FICD homolog. The record is from RefSeq and is a predicted model, not a curated record. The transcript has 5 exons. Gene Ontology annotation, molecular function: protein binding. NCBI's taxonomy places the organism in Eukaryota, Metazoa, Arthropoda, Insecta, Hymenoptera, Orussidae. The coding region runs from base 150 to 1712 and encodes 520 amino acids.